Sphaeroforma arctica JP610 is the source of this 228-nucleotide messenger RNA. RefSeq lists its product as hypothetical. The annotation marks the transcript as partial. NCBI's taxonomy places the organism in Eukaryota, Ichthyosporea, Ichthyophonida. The record is from RefSeq and is a predicted model, not a curated record. The transcript has a single exon. Gene Ontology annotation, molecular function: transmembrane transporter activity.
AUAGGUACUGGAAGGUAUCACUACUUUCUGAUGCUCACAUGUGGACUUGCCAAUGCCUCUGAUGCCGUGGAGAUCCUGGCCAUAUCCUUUGUACUACCAUCAAUAAAAUCUGACUUACAGUUAUCGGAUUCGGCCAGUGGGGUCCUUACUGCUGUAAUUUUUAUGGGGAUGAUGCUGGGCGGAUGGUUGUGGGGCACAUGGGCCGACUUCAGAGGUCGGCGGAGGUGA